AAAAAAAAAAAAAAAAAAAAAAAAAAAAAAAAAAAAAAAAACACCAAGUUGUAUUCGAAUGGAGAACGGCGAGCAAAAGGGGAAGGAGUUCUCAGUGGAAGCCGCGGAUUUGGAAGAACUACCGAAGGUUUUGGAUUCAUCUCUUUCUUGUAUCAAAUGGCGGCUCAAAACUUCAGCUAGACGUCGGCUUGAGAUAGAUGUUCUAGCAUUGUGCACUGGGAUGAGGCCAGUUGUUAUGAUAGACUAUGGUGGAAAGAUGCCUGAGCUGCAAGAACGACUUUGUGCACUUUUGGAACAUAGUCAAAAGGAGUCAGCUAAAUUUAAGCAUCUAAGAGUAAUGAUUAUAGAAGAUAUGAUCUAUUUGAUACAUGUAAGAGGACUUGCUGAGUAUAUUCAGUCAAGCUUGAACUCAGAGACACUGCUGCUUCUUGUGGACCUAGAGCAGGAUCCUCCAAAGAUGAUAACAGAAGCAGAAAAGAGCCCACUAGGAGUACAGCUUUUAUCAAUUCAAAAGUGGUUUUCUAAUUUAUUUCCUCUCGAUCAAAUGAACAAUGGUUCUUCGUCAUGUAAAAGUACAGAAAAUGUUGAAUCCUUGGUCAAUAACCUUACAACAUCUCAAUCUUCUCAGUUCAUUGAUCUCAGUAGCUGCAUGCAUGAUACUCAGGUCACUGUGCCAACUUUAAAUGGAUGGCUUCUUGGUUAUCCAGUAGUGUACGCGUUUGGCAAGGAGCAUAUUGCUGACGCUAUUUAUAAUCUUUCCACCAAGCCUCUUCAUAUCUUUAAAAUAUUGGUUUGCAGGAAUACUGCCUGCAGUAAAGGAUCUCAGAUGCAAGAACUGUUGAGCUUCACCGUACCCUAUGAUCUAAGCAUGGGUGGGAGCAGUGAACAAUGGGCAAAGGCAUAUAUGGCUUAUAUGGAGGUGAAGUGGGAAAAAUGCAAACAAGCUUGGAGGCAUUUAAAAAUGGAGGUUAAUGAAUGCUAUCCACAGGCCAUUGCUUUGUAAGUAUGCUGUAAAUGGUGUGGGAACCAAGGCAAACAGCAGGAAAGAAGAUAAGGUAGAUAGACAGAGGAGAAAAAACCAUAUGGAAGAAAUAAUCUGUACCAAUGAAAACCAAAUUAUGUGUCUUCAACUGACCCUAUUUAUAUGGUGUAAUAAUGAGACCACCGUUGCAACAAACACAACGUUGUGAGAAAUGAAGAGUAGUUGGCUCGUCUUGGGUUUCAUUGACUCGGGGAUUUGGAUUGAAACUAGGGUUAGGCAUACUACUACCACCAGAAAGUACGAGUUGAGAAAACUAGUAGAUGGUUUAGGGGUUUAGGGUUUACUAGAACGUUUUUAUUCAAUGGAAACAUCUGUGGCUGUUGACAGUAUACUGAUAAGACAAUUUGAGAUGAAAAAUACAUAGAUAGAUUGGUGAGUCUCUAAA
Messenger RNA from Ziziphus jujuba (common jujube), 1427 nucleotides. RefSeq lists its product as uncharacterized. The transcript has 7 exons. Lineage: Eukaryota; Viridiplantae; Streptophyta; Magnoliopsida; Rosales; Rhamnaceae. The record is from RefSeq and is a predicted model, not a curated record. The coding region runs from base 59 to 1003 and encodes 314 amino acids.